Molecule: messenger RNA, 1420 nt
Organism: Aphidius gifuensis
Lineage: Eukaryota; Metazoa; Arthropoda; Insecta; Hymenoptera; Braconidae
Exons: 6
Coding region: 47-1420 (457 amino acids)
Biological process (GO): tRNA 5'-leader removal
Cellular component (GO): ribonuclease MRP complex; nucleolar ribonuclease P complex; fibrillar center
Molecular function (GO): ribonuclease P RNA binding; ribonuclease P activity
Source: RefSeq, a predicted model, not a curated record
UUGAUUAUUGUUUUUAAUAAUUGUUUAUUGUUGAUAAUAUAUUAAAAUGACUACUCAAAAUAAAAAACAAAAAACAAAAACAUCAACAGGGAGUGUAAAAAAAGGACCUGUCAAAGGUCUAAAACAUGUUUUAGCUAAUCCAUCUGAGAUUGUUUGGCCAAUUUUAAGAGGUGAAACUGGCAGUGAUCUAAACGAUCUUUUAACUGAAAUGUUGCCAGAACAAAAAAAGAUAGAAAAAUCAAUAUCUUGGGGAAAAUUACGAAAAAUGUCUAAAGAAGAACGACUAGCUUUGAAAAAAGAGAGUCAAAUCAAAGAUUCAAUAAACAAAUCUGAAAGUGUCAUGAAUGAUCUUGUAUUGGGAAUCAAUGAAGUAACAAAAAAUUUAGAAAAACAAAAUUUAUGCUCAAUUAUUGUUGACUCAAAUAUUGAUCCACUUUUUAUGAUAAAACAUAUUGUUACAAUGGGACAGAAAAAAAAUAUACCAGUAUUGUUAGUGCCAUUUUUAAAAUCUGUAACGUUAAGUAAAAUUAAUUUUGCUUGUGCUGCAGUUGGUUUAAAGAAAACAAUUGAAUCUGAUGGAAAUUCACAUUUCCAUAAACUGCAUGAAAAAAUUUUGGAGUAUGCUGUGGGAUUUACAAUUAAAAAAGAAACAAAUUCUUUUGAAGAUUCACUUGUCAAUGAAGACUGUGAUACCACAGAUGACGAUAAAAAAUCUGAAAUUGUAACAAAAAAAAUUGUACCAGAACCAUUUAAAUUAUCAACAAAUAUUUACAAUUAUCGUUCAACAAAAAAAGAAAGAAUUUUUGUUCCACCAAGUGAUGAUGUAUCUCAGCUAGAGCAAGAUGAAUCUUGCAAUGAUUUUAUCUCACUGAGUAGCUAUACAGUUCCAGAAAAUUUAAAUGAUAAUUUAACACAAUCAAAAAUAAAGAAAAGAUAUAUAGAUUUACAUAAUGAUCCAUCAGAAACAAAAAAUAACAAUGGUUUUGUUUCAUUUAAUAUGGAUACUGAUGAAAAUAAUUCUAAAAAUAAAAAUAAUUCAAGCAAUAAAACAAAUUUAUAUGUACCACUUAAAGUUAAAAAAAUGCAGGGUAAUCUAAAACGAACAAAAGCAACAAAAAUAUCAAAAGCUUUUUUACAAGUCAAUAAUCCAUUGGAUUUUCUCUGCAAUCAAAUCCUUCAUUAUCCGAUAGAAACAAUAUUAUUCUGUCUUGUGAUGCCCCAAGCAGCUGGAACAUGUGAUUCAUUAUUGGACAACAAUGGUAUGUAUAAAUUAGUAAUAAAAGCAUUUUUAAAUGAUCCAUUUUCAAUUUUAAUAAUAUUAUUAUCACUGAGAUCCAACAAAUCAAUAUUAAUUCCUUCAAACCACUUGGUACCAAUGAAUGUUAAAUUAUUAUAUGUCAAAAGUAAUUCAUCUAAAUAG